Messenger RNA from Schistocerca nitens (vagrant locust), 1831 nucleotides. RefSeq names its product phosphatidylserine lipase ABHD16A. The transcript has 12 exons. Gene Ontology annotation, molecular function: monoacylglycerol lipase activity; glycerophospholipase activity. Gene Ontology annotation, biological process: phosphatidylserine catabolic process; monoacylglycerol catabolic process. Bases 36 to 1631 code for a protein of 531 amino acids. The record is from RefSeq and is a predicted model, not a curated record. Gene Ontology annotation, cellular component: endomembrane system. Lineage: Eukaryota; Metazoa; Arthropoda; Insecta; Orthoptera; Acrididae.
AGUUUCAUUCACUCAGUCACAUCUUUGGUCGAAAUAUGGCUGGUGUUAGGUUGGUUUGGCAAUGUAUGUUUACGCCCAAGUUAUACAAAGUAUACAGUGACGCCGCAGUGUACGAACCCGGUCAACUAGAAAAAUUUGGUGACCAAGUCAUUAACUCGUUAUAUCUAGCUUGGAACUUUGGGAUUUAUACAUCACCAAUUGUAGCUGCAAUAUUGCACAGGAAAGGCUUAUUUGUUGUUGAUGGAGUGCUCACAAUAGCCAAGUUUAUUACUGGUCUUGGACUCGUACUAGUUGCAUCUUACUUCAUUCGAGGUAUUGGCAGGGCCAAUAAUCAGCAGUACAUAAGAUUUGUGAGGGCCUUAAAUGCAGCAAAAAAUGAUUACAACAAAGACACAAAGAAAGCUUUAUCAGCAUAUGACUUCGAUUUCUAUGCAUGCCCAGUUGACUUCCGAUGGACUGAAGUUGUUGGGGAGGAGAAGAAAUUCAGGAUGUACGCCGACAGACCAUCGGUUCGAGGUUCAGCAGUUGAGAACGUAUUUGCUAUACCUUGUCACAUUCUCACUUACAUCAUUGCUCACACAUUUGGAGUGAAGUUAAUGUAUCCUGGAUCUAUGAAGAUGAUGCAGUACAUGCUGUUCCCAAUGCUACUACAGGGUAGAACAAAGUUGAUCACUGAACACAAUGGUCAGCGAUAUAAGCUGAAAUCAAGGGAUGGAAAUGAAAUUGACACCAUGUUUGUAGACAAUAGAAACAAACAUGAAAAUGGAAGUGUCUUAAUCCUCUGUUCAGAAGGAAAUGCGGGAUUUUAUGAAAUUGGGAUUAUGACCACUCCAAUAGAAGCAGGUUAUUCUGUACUGGGAUGGAACCAUCCAGGUUUUGCUGGCAGCACAGGAGCACCUUAUCCACCUCAAGAACUUCAUGCAGUUGACAUUGUAAUGCAGUUUGCACUUCACAAGCUCGGGUUCAUGCCAGAAAAUAUAGUACUUUUUGGCUGGAGUAUUGGAGGAUAUGCAACAACAUGGGCAGCAAUGAACUAUCCCGAUGUGAAAGGAGUGAUACUGGAUGCUACAUUUGAUGAUGUUAUGACAUUAGCUGUCACGCGAAUGCCACAAUUGCUGGAGCCUAUUAUAAGACAAACUAUACGCAACCAUUUGAAUCUUAAUAAUUACCAGCAGCUGGCUAGGUAUCCUGGGGCAGUGUUAAUCAUUAGGAGAACUGAAGAUGAAGUAAUUUGUACAGAGGACAUGAAUCUUGCCUCAAAUAGAGGUAAUCACCUGUUACUGAAAUUAUUGAAACACAGGUAUCCAUUGAUUGUAGACAAUGAAACAGUACCAACUUUAAUUGAAUGGCUUAGUGCUGACAGUACUCAGCAAUCUCAGUUGUGGAACAAACAUGCCGUCGAUGAGAGUCUCUGCACUUCAGUAUUACUUUCUUACAUAGCAGAGAGCUCUACUUCAUAUCCAAUGCUUCUUGGUGAAGAUUUUGCAAAGGAUCUGAAAUUACAAAUGACAUUGUUUCUUGCAUCAAAGUACAUGAUAGACUUCAGAUCAAGUCAUUGCACACAGCUGCCUACAAAUUUAUUCAGAAUGCCUUGGGAUCUCUCUCCGGAAUCUGAUUAUGUAAAAAUAUGAAGAAGAAGUAAUUAUGGAGAUACGAUUAAGAAAAUAAGUGAUACACUGUUUAUGGAUGUAUACUGCAUAAGAUUUUACAUUGUAGUGCUUUUAUUGUGUAUCUAUGUAUAUAGUCAGAAUGGUACCAUGCAUUCCAUUUCAUUUUUCUUUGUAUAUUUAUUUUCAUUGACUCAUCAUUAUAUAGAGCUUACAACUGGUAA